AUGGUCUUCUGCCUCCGGACUGCCUUGCAGUGGGCACCUGCCUCUUCUGUGGACCAUCACCCAUCCCAGCAGAACCCAAGCGGGCUCCAUGGGAUUUACUUGCGGGCCUUCUGCACGGGGCUUGACUCUGUGCUGCAGCCCUAUCGUCAGGCACUGCUUGACCUGGAACAAGAGUUCCUGGCUGAUCCUCAUCUCUCCAUCUCGCACGUUAACUAUUCCCUGGAUCAGUUCCAGCUGCUUUUCCCCUCGGUGAUGGUGGUGGUUGAGCAGAUCAAGACUCAGAAGAUUCAUGGCUGUCAGAUCCUGGAGACUGUCCACAAGCACAGCUGUGGAGGGCUGCCCCCCGUGCGCAGUGCACUGGAAAAGAUCCUGGCUGUGUGUCAUGGGGUUAUGUAUAAGCAGCUGUCUGCCUGGAUGCUGCAUGGACUGCUGCUGGAUCAACAUGAAGAGUUUUUCAUCAGACAAGGCCCAUCUUCAGGGAAUGUCCCUGCCCAGCCAGAAGAGGAGGAUGAUGACCUGGGAAUUGGUGGGCUAACAGGGAAACAGCUGCGAGAGCUACAAGACCUGCGCUUGAUUGAGGAGGAAAACAUGCUGGCACCAUCUCUGAAGCAGUUUUCCCUGCGGGUGGAGAUGCUACCAUCAUACAUUCCUGUGCGGGUUGCUGAGAAAAUCCUCUUUGUGGGAGAAUCAGUUCAGAUGUUUGAGAAUCAAAACGUGACCCUGACCAGAAAAGGCUCCAUCCUGAAGAACCAGGAGGACACUUUUGCUGCAGAGUUGCACCGACUCAAGCAACAGCCACUCUUUAGCCUGGUGGACUUCGAGUCUGUGGUUGAUUGGAUACGAAGUACCGUUGCUGAGCACCUGUGGAAGCUGAUGGUGGAAGAAUCGGAUUUACUAGGACAGCUGAAGAUUAUUAAAGAUUUCUAUCUCUUGGGAAGAGGAGAAUUGUUUCAGGCCUUCAUCGACACUGCACAGCACAUGCUAAAAACGCCACCCACUGCUGUAACCGAACACGAUGUCAACGUUGCAUUCCAGCAGUCUGCCCACAAGGUGCUUCUGGAUGACGAUAACCUCCUCCCCCUGCUUCACCUGACCAUCGAGUAUCAUGGGAAGGAGCACAAAGAUCCCUCUCAGGCCCGAGAAGGACCCUCCCGGGAGCUCUCACCCCGCGAGGCCCCCACCUCUGGCUGGGCCGCACUCGGCCUCUCUUACAAAGUACAGUGGCCGCUGCACAUUCUCUUCACACCUGCUGUCCUGGAGAAGUAUAAUGUCGUCUUCAAAUACCUGCUGAGCGUCAGGCGGGUGCAGGCCGAGCUGCAGCACUGCUGGGCCCUGCAGAUGCAGCGCAAGCACCUGAAGUCCAACAGAACUGAUGCCAUCAAGUGGCGUCUGCGGGAUCACAUGGCAUUCCUUGUGGACAAUCUCCAGUACUAUCUGCAGGUGGAUGUGCUGGAAUCUCAGUUCUCGCAGCUUCUGCAGCAGAUAAAUUCUACCCGGGAUUUUGAGAGUAUCCGGUUGGCUCAUGAUCACUUCCUCAGUAACCUGUUGGCUCAGUCAUUCAUUCUGCUGAAACCUGUUUUCCACUGCUUAAACGAAAUCCUGGAUCUGUGUCACAGUUUCUGUUCCCUCGUCAGUCAGAACUUGGGCCCGCUGGACGAACGCGGAGCUGCCCAGCUGAGCAUCCUGGUAAAGGGCUUCAGCCGCCAGUCCUCGCUCCUCUUUAAGAUUCUCUCCAGUGUCCGCAACCACCAGAUCAACUCUGACCUGGCCCAGCUGCUGCUCCGCCUCGACUACAACAAGUACUACACCCAGGCAGGGGGCACCCUGGGCAGCUUUGGGGUUUGAGCAGAGACCUGUUCUUAGGACCAUGUGCAAGAACACUACAAGGUGAAGUGAUGAGGAUGAGUACAGAUGAACCAAAAGCACCUUGCCACCAGUGGUGUUUCUGGGGAACUCACUCUGCUGUCUGAGCCCUUCCUGGCAACGGGCCCUGGUCACCAGUUCCCCAGAAAGGCCCCUCUCUUGGAAAGCGGUAACAACAAGUGUCUCGAAGCAAGGCUGUUCCACUCACAGAGCAUUAGUAAACUUGCUUGCUGUGGCAUGCAUGUAUCCCCUGCCACACACAGCCUGCUUGUGCAGGGCAGGGCCGUCUAUCCCCCAGGCUCCAUCCACAUCCUUCUCUCCCUCCUUUAAGCAAACGCACAGGAUCAUACAGCUCUUCCUGGCUGUUCACCUUGACCACAAGCAAUGCAGAAAGCGGUGAGACAUGUCCCCGUGGAUGUGGCUGUGCCAGCAGGUACUUGCGGCAAGUAAGAGCUUUCUUUGUGUCCAACACGUCGUUUUACAAUUGCCACCUUCUCUGCUUCCGAUGCACCGGCCCCAGGCUGACGGCUGGGCCUGGCAGCACAGAGGGAAAGCUUUUGCGUGAAGGGGCCUGUUGCCAGAGUGCAGCAGGCUGCUAAGGAGGAAGCCACGUAGGCAUCUAUGUGACCCUGGGCCUGGCUGCUAUUUGAACAGCAAGGGAGGCCUGGAGAGGUUUUCACUCUGCAGCAGUAAAUCUCACCUCCAGGGAGUUAGGGGACUGCUCCCUGCUUGGAGUCCGAGCCCACAGCAUGCUUUUUCAGUAGUGGUGUCCUGUGCUGCUGUUCUGGUUUCUGAGGCUGGCACUGGAGCAUUAGGAAAGAUGGGCAGUGAAUGAGAAGCGGGUGUAAGCCAGUAGCUCUCAGACUCUUUGGCUCGUGUAUCACUCCGAUUCCAUGUUACAGACAAUAAAGAGUAACGCUUCGUG
This is a messenger RNA of Alligator sinensis (Chinese alligator), 2788 nucleotides long. RefSeq names its product tubulin gamma complex associated protein 4 (gene TUBGCP4). The record is from RefSeq and is a predicted model, not a curated record. Lineage: Eukaryota; Metazoa; Chordata; Crocodylia; Alligatoridae. Gene Ontology annotation, cellular component: gamma-tubulin complex; centrosome; equatorial microtubule organizing center. Gene Ontology annotation, biological process: cytoplasmic microtubule organization; spindle assembly; microtubule nucleation. The transcript has 17 exons. Gene Ontology annotation, molecular function: microtubule minus-end binding; gamma-tubulin binding. Bases 1 to 1845 code for a protein of 614 amino acids.